AUGUGUGCCCAGCUUUCGAAGGGCUUUGUCAGCACUCUGUUAGUAAAUGUGCGGAAGGCAUUUCCUCAGAUGAGAUCAGUAACAGUAUCCACCAUGGGAAAAACAAAAUGCAAGAUUCAGAAAUUGUCUCCGACACUAUAUGGUACAGCCCUCCAUUCCACUACCUCUGACAAGCCUUUAACAGUUUGUGUUGAAGGAAACAUUGCCAGUGGGAAGACAACAUUUUUAGAACAUUUUAAGAAAUAUUCAAAUGUUGAGGUGUAUGAAGAACCAGUUAAAAAAUGGAGGAAUGUCGAGGGACACAAUGUUUUGGCAAAAAUGUAUGAAGAUCCAAAUCGAUGGUCACUGACAUUACAAACCUAUAUCCAGUUAACAAUGCUUGACAGACAUGUCCAAGUACCAGAGGAUCGGCAAGUGAAAUUAAUGGAAAGGUCCAUUCACAGUGCAAGGUAUUGCUUUGUGGAAAACCUGUACAAAAGUGGUAAGAUGACCGACAUGGAAUAUGUUGUUCUGAUAGAAUGGUUUCAUUGGAUAAGACAACAUCAUGAUUUGAAUGUUGAUUUAAUAGUUUACCUCCAAACAAGACCAGAGACAGUUUAUGAAAGAAUAAGAAAAAGAUGCAGACAAGAAGAGACUACCAUUCCAAUCGAAUACCUAUGUUCAUUACAUGACUUGCAUGAAGACUGGCUUGUAGAGAGAUCAAAGUUUCCGACAGAUUGUCCGGUAUUGGUGAUUGAUGCUAACUUAGAGACAGAGGAAAUGAUUAAAAUCUAUGAGGAAAAAAGUCCAGAAAUAUUGUUCCAACAACCAGAACCUUUACAACUGGAAUCUGCAUUAGGUAGCUGAUGUGACCUUGUAUAGGCAAAUCUUCUCUACUAUUGCUGGAAAAUAGAAAACUGGAGGCGAUGUCUCUUUACUACCUUGGUAAAGGUGAAAACCGGAGCAUAUGCUGGAUUUCAUCGUAGGAAAAGCUCACUAGUUUGCUAGUCAAGCCUUGACUGAAAUGAAAUAUUGUAGCCCUCUGCUAUAGAGGGGUUUGAAUCCAGCAUUCCAUAAGCAGGUAAAUGACAGGAAAUGUGAGAUCUGAGUAGAUCAUUUAUCAAUCUACUGCUUCAGGUUUGACAGAAAUCUCAGUGUUGCUUGAUUUUCUGGUCCAUUUAAGAAGUAGGGCAAUCAGUAGGAAAGUUUUAUAUGGAUGAAUCUCUGAUGAAAUUCUAAGAAUUUUGUUGAUAUGGUAGCAGGGAACACUUACUUGAUAAAAUGAACUUGGGGACCCAGAAUUGACAGCUUGAUGUAUCAAUUCUUUCAUGUUACCUGAAUCAGUACAAAGGGCUUAAUGUUGUUUUAGGGGACACUGCUUAACCUGAUACUUCACGAUUCAAAUUCAAAUGCUAGAAAGAUAAUUUUCCAAAGGAUGUUUUUGUAUAGGAAAAUCUGAUCACAAAAUUGAAAUAUCAGAAAUAUUUGGAAAAGGAUUUUUUGUUACCAGAAAUUCUGAUAACAAAAUGCAUUGUCUGAAAAAGUUGGAAAGAAUCUUUUCUGAAAAUUUUCAUUUGCAUCUAAUGUUUUAAGUGAUAGUCCUUUAAGAUGUUCACUUCAAACAGUGCUUAAAAAUCUUGUAGUAGCAAUAUCUACUGUAAAAUUCUCCAGUAAAAUCGUUAUUUCCAUGGUGCUUUAUUUUCAUAUUUUUCAUAGUUUUUUAGUUUCAUAAAAAUACAGAUAUUUAGUUCCUUUUUUACGUAUGUUUUUAGGAUACAAAUUUAAUAUUUCUGCCAUGUUUGUUUUAAACUCUCGUAAAAUUAAGGUUAUCUAUACUAUUAUUAUUAUUUAGAUACUAUUUACACAUAUUCGCAUUUGAAAUGAUAUUCUGUAUAUGUUCUUAGAAAUCAAGGAAACCAGUGUAAAACAUGGGAUGAUGUUUUCUUGUCCACAACCCUCAGAUAGUUUUGAUGUGACAUUCAGUGUCUGUCUUUUAAUUAUGUUUGUAUUUUAAAAGGUGAGGAGAGUAAAAUUAAAGUUAAAUUAAAACAGGCGUAUUUUCAUUGUGCAUGAAAGGAAUUAGUUGCUAUUGUGAGAAAAUGUCCUGUAGAUGUUUUUGAUAAAUCAUUUGUUUCAUGAAUCACAUGUUUGAAGACAUGGGACUAUUUAAAGUUACUAGGGUACUUGCAUUGAGGGCAUUGUGGAUAUAACGCUGAAGUUAAAUAUCUUGUUUCAGUUGUAUUAUAAUGUCAUAUGUACAUUUAAACGAGAGUAAACAUUGAAUAUUGUGUAUAAUUUGUUGUGUACGCUGUAGUUUAUUGUUAAAAUCCUGUUUCAUUAAGCAUCCAAUCUGCCAUUUAAUAUCUUAUUCUACUAUUGAAAUGUCCUCUACCUUUAAUCCAAUUUAAGCAGAUAUUUACUGCAUAAUUUUCUUCAAAAAUGAAUGAAAAAGAUCAUAUGUAGGUCAUUCUAGGGCUAAAAAUUUUGCAAUGUCUCGAUGUACCUUGAUUAUGUCUAAAGGGAAUUUUUGCACAAUUUUUGCCCUUAAUUAACAAGCUAAUUUGGCUGGUUCGAGUAAAAGGUAAUAAUGGGAUUUUGAUAAUCUACUCAGUAACAUAUUAUUGUUUUAAUGAAAGUUGUGAGAAUCCAUUUAUCAUAGAAUUUUAUCAAAUUCGUUACUUUAUUUACAGUCCAAAUUAAGCAGAUAUUUACUGCAUAAUUUUCUUCAAAAAUGAAUGAAAAAGAUCAUAUGUAGGUCAUUCUAGGGCUAAAAAUUUUGCAAUGUCUCGACGUACCUUGAUUAUGUCUAAAGGGAAUUUUUGCACAAUUUUUGCCCUUAAUUAACAAGCUAAUUUGGCUGGUUCGAGUAAAAGUUAAUAAUGGGAUUUUGAUAAUCUACUCAGUAACAUAUUAUUGUGUUUUAAUGAAAGUUGUGAGAAUCCAUUUAUCAUAGAAUUUUAUCAAAUUCGUUACUUUAUUUACAGUCCAAAUUAAGCAGAUAUUUACUGCAUAAUUUUCUUCAAAAAUGAAUGAAAAAGAUCAUAUGUAGGUCAUUCUAGGGCUAAAAAUUUUGCAAUGUCUCGACGUACCUUGAUCAUGUCUAAAGGGAAUUUUUGCACAAUUUUUGCCCUUAAUUAACAAGCUAAUUUGGCUGGUUCGAGUAAAAGGUAAUAAUGGGAUUUUGAUAAUCUACUCAGUAACAUAUUAUUGUGUUUUAAUGAAAGUUGUGAGAAUCCAUUUAUCAUAGAAUUUUAUCAAAUUCGUUACUUUAUUUACAGUCCAAAUUAAGCAGAUAUUUACUGCAUAAUUUUCUUCAAAAAUGAAUGAAAAAGAUCAUAUGUAGGUCAUUCUAGGGCUAAAAAUUUUGCAAUGUCUCGACGUACCUUGAUUAUGUCUAAAGGGAAUUUUUGCACAAUUUUUGCCCUCAAUUAACAAGCUAAUAUGGCUGGUUCGAGUAAAAGUUAAUAAUGGGAUUUUGAUAAUCUACUCAGCAACAUAUUAUUGUGUUUUAAUGAAAGUUGUGAUAAUCCAUUUAUCAUAGACUUUUAUCAAAUUCGUUACUUUAUUUACAUUUUGUUAACUGCCUAUUAAAAGUUGGAUGUCUAUGGUUAUUGGAUCUGAAGGGUAUUUAUCAGGUCUUAUCUUCAUCUGCAUAUGUAUAAGAUGUACUCUUGUUCACCUAGCUGCUUGAUUACCAUGUCUGUAGCAUAUGUAAGAAGUAUUUUAUUUGUGAUUUAGUUACAAUUAUUUUUUGUAUACCGGGUAUAUUUAUAUGUAUGUAUUUGUCAGAAAUAAAAAAAAUAUGAAACAUGAU
Messenger RNA from Ylistrum balloti, 3793 nucleotides. Its product is annotated as thymidine kinase 2, mitochondrial-like. Gene Ontology annotation, molecular function: deoxynucleoside kinase activity. The coding region runs from base 1 to 846 and encodes 281 amino acids. The record is from RefSeq and is a predicted model, not a curated record. NCBI's taxonomy places the organism in Eukaryota, Metazoa, Mollusca, Bivalvia, Pectinida, Pectinidae. The transcript is spliced from 10 exons. Gene Ontology annotation, cellular component: mitochondrion; cytoplasm.